AUGCCAUUCUUGCGCCGUCUAGUCGUAACAUCUGUAGUGGUUGGCGGGCCAGCCUACUACGUCCACUCGACCAUCACGCGUCUCGAGGCGAGAUACCCGCGUCUCCAGCCCGAAACUGCCUCCACCUCCGCCUUCAGGGCUACUCCAGAUAACGCUUACCAGUAUGCUGGGAAGCACCACACUCCUCAUGUGGAUAUCUAUGGUGCAAAGGUCCCUGCCAAAGCGCUACACAAUCAAAAUGACCCCCUGACUGGCCGCAAGUUGAGCCCAGACGAGGCAUGGGCACGCCUCUUCCUCCAGUCCCCCGUGCUGCAGCUCGAGGGCAAGCUCUUUGGUGGCUUCUCUAAGGGGACUGGCGACGCCGGUGAGAAUGGCUUCCACAAGGGUCAGCAGCUUCUCAAUGGCGGGUUCGAGGUCCUGAGAGCACCAUCGCAGCCUUCAUCCAUCUUCCGUCCGCUCGCCCAUCCCGAACCCUUGCUUGUCCAGUGGGUAUUCCCACCCCAGCUCGUGGCAUUCUGCGACAAGGCGGCCACGGACUGGGGCUACCCUUUCCGCUUCAUGAGCGGCGGCCGCCAUGAAUUCAGCGUUGGUGACGAGGACCACAACGGCAUGAUCGAGGUGCGGUUCGGCUCCGCCCAUGACUACGAGCUAGUUGACAGUGAGGGCAAGAAUCAGAAGGCUAUCCCGCAGUGGACGUCAAGGUUGCACAGGGCUUACGCUAUGUGGUUGCUAGACGAGAGGAUCCAAGCUUUGGAGAGACAGGCUGGUACAAGGGCGUGA
Messenger RNA from Diaporthe amygdali, 780 nucleotides. RefSeq lists its product as uncharacterized. NCBI's taxonomy places the organism in Eukaryota, Fungi, Ascomycota, Sordariomycetes, Diaporthales, Diaporthaceae. The transcript has a single exon. The record is from RefSeq and is a predicted model, not a curated record. The coding region runs from base 1 to 780 and encodes 259 amino acids.